This is a messenger RNA of Aspergillus campestris IBT 28561, 2569 nucleotides long. RefSeq names its product CAMK family serine/threonine-protein kinase. Gene Ontology annotation, molecular function: protein binding; protein serine/threonine kinase activity; ATP binding. Lineage: Eukaryota; Fungi; Ascomycota; Eurotiomycetes; Eurotiales; Aspergillaceae. Gene Ontology annotation, biological process: mitotic DNA damage checkpoint signaling; protein phosphorylation. Bases 256 to 2184 code for a protein of 642 amino acids. Gene Ontology annotation, cellular component: nucleus. The transcript has 6 exons. The record is from RefSeq and is a predicted model, not a curated record.
UAACUUUGGAGUUCAUAGGGCAAAGCACAAUAGUUAACCGCUAUUUUUUUUUCCCUCCCUACCUAACCUCUACUUCAUUCCACCUGAUUAAUUUAACUGUAUUUCCUGACAAGGCAGCUUCUCUAUUGAUAUUCGCAUCUUGUUCUCAAGGUCGCCUUUUCUCAGCGGGACUUCCUGAAGAACCUCUUGAAUAGCAGUCCAACUCACGUUGAAUAAUGUGUCAGAGAUAAACAAGUUUCCAUUUCAGAGGCAACAAUGACACCCCAAACAGAGCAAAGCUCUCUCAAGCGCGGCAGGAUUAGUGCAGAUCACGACUCACAAGAUCAGAAGAAACCAAGGCGUUCUCAAAGGAUCAUAUCACAGCAAUCUCAGGGCACCCCAAUCAAUGACUCAUAUCUUCCUACACCGAUGACCCGCCAAGCUUCAACUGCUACAGACAUCAGGAAAGAAACAACAGCGUCUCCACCGAAACCCUCUGCCCGAGCUCGUUCUCACACUCCGCCCGAUUCAGUACAGUUUCCAGAAUACUCUUCGCCUCCGGGUGAUACCCAGGCGUUUUCUCAAUUUGUAUACCCACCCAGAGCUUUCGCAGAUGAGGUUCAAGAUGAGGCCGAAGAGGGGGUUUGGGGAUACAUAAUCCCUCUUGAUGAUAAAGUCCGAGAUGCCCUUGUAUUGAGAAAGAGAGGAAGCUGUGAAGGCGGUCCAUCCAAGUCCAACAACUCCAGAAAGGAUGCCCGGGGGGGAUGCGGACAAAACAAAGAAAAGGCCCCGACUCCUGGUGGGUAUCUGGUCGGCCGUCACCCAGAAUGCGAUCUUGUUCUUAACAUCCCCACUAUCUCCAAUCGACACUUCCUAAUAUUCUUGGAAAACCGGAAAGGGGAUACCGUCGCAAUUUUGGAGGACCUGUCCAGCAAUGGCACGUUUGUCAAUGACGCGAUCAUUGGGCGAAAUAAACAUCGCGAACUAGAAGACGGCGACGAGAUCACAAUCUUGGGUGAGGCGCGCUUCGUCUUCCGGUAUCCUCGAACGAGGGACACGAAUGGGUUUCGCCAACAGUACAGGAUUCUACAACAGCUCGGUAAAGGCCAUUUCGCGACCGUUUAUCUCUGUAUAGAGCGUUCAACUGGCACCCAGUAUGCUGUGAAGUUAUUCGAAAAACGCCCCGGCGAUUCCCAGAAGUCCCAGACCGACCCUUUACAUCAGGAGAUUGGUCUUUUGAUGGGUGUCAGUCACCCGAACUUAUUGUGUCUCAAAGAUACUUUCGAUGAGAACGAUGGUGUGUAUCUUGUUCUGGAGCUUGCCCCGGAAGGCGAGCUGUUCAAUCUCAUCGUCCGAAAACAGAAGUUUUCAGAGAAUGAGGCUAGACACAUUUUCUUGCAACUUUUUGAGGGCUUGAAGUAUCUUCAUGACCGUGGAAUCGUCCAUCGUGACAUCAAGCCCGAGAAUAUUCUUGUUGCAGACAAGAAGAUGACCGUGAAGCUCGCCGACUUCGGUCUUGCCAAGAUUAUCGGGGAGGAUUCAUUUACAACGACCCUAUGUGGAACACCAAGCUACGUUGCUCCGGAAAUCCUACAGGAAUCUCGCCGCCGACGGUAUACCAAAGCGGUUGAUAUUUGGUCACUUGGUGUUGUCCUUUACAUAUGCCUCUGUGGCUUUCCGCCAUUUUCCGAUGAGCUUUAUACGGCUGAGAACCCGUAUACUCUGGCGCAACAGAUUAAAAUGGGACGUUUUGACUAUCCAUCCCCUUACUGGGAUUCCGUGGGCGACAUUGCUUUGGAUCUCAUCGAUAGAAUGCUUACAGUUGACGUUGACAAAAGAAUAACAGUCGAGGAAUGCCUAGAGCAUCCCUGGCUUACGGGAAAGCACAUCCAGGUAUCGGACAGCACUGACGGACUCACUGGGGCGCUGGGAAAGCUGGAUUUCUCGAAACGGAAGAUCUCGCGUGAACGAACUCUUCUCAGCAGUAUCAACGACGUCGACUUCAGUGAGCGUACAGAGGGCAAUGGGGCUCCGGUCAAGGUUUUCCACAAGAACAACACCGAAAAGCGCUUGCACAAUCGGCAAGCCAAAGGCUCCCAGCCGCAAUCCCCGGGUGGUAAGAGCGCGCCCAGAGAUUUUGUCAACCUUGGGGAGAAAGGAGAUCCAGUUUUGUUUGAGGAGGACCCCACUAGUCGAUACAAAUAAUGAGGCAACCGACCCCGCGUGAACUCUUGCCAAAGGUAUCUCAAGAUCAAAGGUCUUCGCUUGCUAGUGUAGGGAGUCUAUCCCCGAUGGACUAUGAGCUAGUCAAUUGGCUGUGUUAGGACUACUACAUCUGCCGAUAUUAAGAAUUGCCCACCCAGCGGCAUCCUAAGUGAGUCACUCAAGAAGGUCUGGUUAUUGAUUAAACACCGCUGUGCGUUUACAUCCAUUGGCGUUAGAUUUCCAGCGGACAAUUCAUCCUAGAAUAAAGUUCCAUAUGUUCAAGUGAAUUCUGUGGUUGUUUUAAGGGACAGAAGAUGCUAGUGAACCAAAAGUGGCCAAGGCAAAGAACAAAAGCACAAAGAUCUAGUAGAAACUGAUUCCUCUG